Molecule: messenger RNA, 932 nt
Organism: Clupea harengus (Atlantic herring)
Lineage: Eukaryota; Metazoa; Chordata; Actinopteri; Clupeiformes; Clupeidae
Source: RefSeq, a predicted model, not a curated record
AUGUCUAAAUCUAAAUACUGUGUUGAUUCUGUUUUCUAUUCUGCUAAAUAUGCAAACAGGGCUGGAGUGAUAUCCUCUAUCCCAGCUGGACGCUUCCAUAACACCACAUUCAGAGAUAACAAAGUGGGCCGCUAUGUUAAUAUUUUGCUGCCCGGGUCCGGCAGGCUUUUGACACUUUGUGAAGUGGAGGUGUAUGGCUACCUAGAAUCAGAUAAGCAUGUGGCUUUGAGGGGGGUGGCUACACAGUCAAGCCUUUUUGGGCAUGGAUUUGCCUUAAAUGCCAUUGAUGGGAAUCGUGAAGCCAAUUACCACCACGGCUCCUGUACUCACACAGCCAAACAAAUCAGCCCCUGGUGGAGACUGGAUCUGCUACAAAACCAUGAGGUGUUCUCUGUGACCAUCACCAACAGAGGGGACCAGUCCCCUGAGCGGCUGAAUGGAGCAGAAAUCCGAAUUGGAACUCGCUUAGACAACGAUGGCAUUGGUGAGAAAAGGUGUGCUGUGAUUUCCUCUAUUCCACCUGGGGCUUCCCGGUCCUUUGUGUGUAAUGGGAUGAUCGGUCGCUAUGUUAUCGUGGUGAUUCCUAGACGUGCAGACUAUCUUGCACUCUGUGAGGUGGAGGUAUUUGGAUCACCGCUUUACUAAAGCCCAGGGAAACAGCACAGGAGGACCAAAGCCAUCUGUACACCAAUAUUCCUGUAGCUGUAUAUUUUGGCAAUACAGUUUAUAUCUCUCUGUCACAUGAAAUUCCUUAGCAAUUUUUGGGUGUCUGAUUAACAAAGUGAAGGUGAUGCCUAUCUCUCUGCCUCUCUCUCUGCCUCUCUCUCUCUCUCUCUCUCUCUCUCUCUCUUACCUGUAGGUACAUAGUCUGAGUAAGAGUAAUGAUAAAUAAUGAUUUCCAUUUCUCCAGGGAUGUUGGAUAUUUCAUAUUG